AUGAUCACCAAACGAAGCGCGACCGAUAAGCCAUCUAAAAAGAGCCCACUUGGUUCCACAGAGAACGAGAAGAAAUUUACUACGACUGCCUGGGCAGUCAAGUCCGCUGAGUAG
This is a messenger RNA of Alternaria arborescens, 114 nucleotides long. RefSeq lists its product as hypothetical. NCBI's taxonomy places the organism in Eukaryota, Fungi, Ascomycota, Dothideomycetes, Pleosporales, Pleosporaceae. The coding region runs from base 1 to 114 and encodes 37 amino acids. The transcript has a single exon. The record is from RefSeq and is a predicted model, not a curated record.